Cordyceps fumosorosea ARSEF 2679 is the source of this 669-nucleotide messenger RNA. RefSeq lists its product as hypothetical. The coding region runs from base 1 to 669 and encodes 222 amino acids. The transcript has a single exon. NCBI's taxonomy places the organism in Eukaryota, Fungi, Ascomycota, Sordariomycetes, Hypocreales, Cordycipitaceae. The record is from RefSeq and is a predicted model, not a curated record.
AUGUCGACUUCCAUCAAACAUCUGGUAAAUGCUCAAAAGCCACGGGAGUUGCCGUUGCGUAUCGCGAUAGACGGCCCGACAGGCAGCACGGCAGUUUUAUCGACCACGGCCACCGCUACUCUAGACCUGGGCGCCGCCGCCAGGUUCGAAGAUACCACCUCACCCGUCCGUCUUCCAAUCGAUGUGCCUCUAUGGCACAGGAUGGGAUACGUCGGCUCAGUGACGCCAAAGAGUCAAUUUGCUGCCUUCUUCAGAGAGGCCUCGCAGCCCGUGAACCCAUGUCUCCUGCGAGAGCUCCUUGCCGUGGCGCUCUCAGAGCGGCAGGAGCUACAGCGGCGAGGAGAGGAACCAACGUGGCCGCGAGACGAUUCAGGGGUUUGGUACAACGGCAGCCCUCCGCCCGAAUUUUGGGAGACCGACCCUGAGGAUUCGCCGACGGCGCUCCCGCUCCUCGACCAGUCCAAGUCGGAGUCAAACUCGCCGCCAGAACUCCCAACGCCGACAGUUUUCAAGCAAACGUGGGCGUUGCCACGAAAGCGAACAUACGACCAACUUGUGCCCGAUGAUGACUAUGGCGGCCGAGACAGGGUAGCUGAGCCGGAGCGUAGGAUAGUCGAUGCACACGGUGCAAGGAAGCGCCGAAGGGUUGGAGCGGCGGCGGGCUGUUGA